GAGAAAGCGAGACACGGAGCCCAGCUUCGUUCUCGACUGAGCGUUAUCCGACCAUCCCCGUCGCAAGUCGACCACCUCUAGCCGACACACUCGAGCCCGCGGCCUCCUCUUCCGCGGCGACCGAAUUCCAGUUGUAGCUGCAGGAAGAAGUGGGAGAUUGACAGGGAAUAAGCUUCGGCUUCUUGCGGAUUGUGCCUCCUCUGAUAUCAAAGUCUGAAUCUUUCUUCGUGCCCUCCUCAGCUCUCUCUUCGCCAAACGUAAGAAUUCGAAGGACUUGAGCUAGAAGGACCAUGGGGAAGAGGUCCGGGAGUCAGAAAAGGGAGAAGAGGGGCUCUAAGAAGAGGGCUAUCGAUGAAGACGCGGCCUCGGAAGACAUUGAUGACGAAAUAGAUGCCUUUCACAAACAAAGGGAUGUUGUGCCACUGAACAUUCACAGUGAUGCUGGGGAGUCAGAUGAUGACAAUGAAGAGCCUGUCUUUGAUUUUAAGGAUGAAGAGGAUGAAGAGGAGGAUGAAGAUGAUGACACUCAAUUGACCGGGCUUGCUGCAAAAAUUGCAAGACAACAAAAGUUUUUGCGGGCGAAAAUUGGUGGGGUGGAAGAUGAAAUGCAUGAUGGGGAGGAAGAAGAUGAAGACAAGAAGGCCGUUUGGGGCAGAAGUAAGAGACAGUACUAUAAUGCUGAUGAGGCAACCUCUAGCGAUGAGGAAAUUCCAGCAGAGGAAGAGGCAGAGGUGUUAAGAUUGCAGAGGGAGAAAGCAAAAUCAUUAUCAAUGGAGGACUUUGGGCUUGAAGAUAUUAGUCCAGAUGAGGCCACUGCGGAACCAACUUUAGGGGAAAUUAUGGUUGGAGGAAAAGGUAAAUUUGAAUCUGGCGUACAUGAAGGCACUGGAGAUGAUAUUGUGACAGCUUUUGAGGAGGUAAAAAAAGAUUUGAAUGCACUGUCAAAGGAGGAGCAAAUGGAUGUUGUAUAUAGUUCUGCUCCAGAAUUGGUGGGACUGCUGUCUGAGCUGAAUGAUGCAGUUGAAGAGCUUGAAAGCAGAAUCAAUCCGCUUCUAAGCAAGGUCAUAUUCUCUUGUUGUUCAGCAUGUGUCUUUUAUUCUAUGAAGGUUAAAAAGAGGGAAAGUACAAUGAAAGGAGGAUCACGCUAUUUGGAAGUAAAGCAGGUUCUGCUGCAGGCCUAUUGCCAAGCAAUUACCUUUUAUCUCCUCCUUAAGUCUGAGGGACAACCAGUUCGUGAUCAUCCUGUUAUAGCUCGCCUUGUGGAGAUCAAAAGCUUAUUGGAGAAGAUGAAACAACUUGAUGAAAACCUUCCAUCUCACCUCGAGGAGAUUCUAAAACAAAGUACUUCAGAUAAAAUGCCAGAAAAGUUGGUGAAUGAUGAAAAUUUGUUGCAAUCUGAUGAUUCUGAUGAAGAUGACGAGUCCAUUCCACCGCCUAUUGAUGUUCAAGAUCAAGAGGCAAAACAUCCUCAUGAACCCAUUCAGGACAAUGAGAAUAAUGGAGAGAAACAUAAACCUCAGAAGGAACAAUUUGGGGUGCAAAGCUUGAAGAUGUUAAAUGUGAGGGCUGCCCUUGAGGAAAAAUUGAGGCACAAGAAUGUUUUUAGUUCAAAUGCUUCAAAAGGGGAGAAAAACCAAAAAACAUCGAAACCAGUGAACAGGCAGCUAGAGACCUAUGCAGAUUUCGAUGAUCAUGCUACUGAAGAUGUAGCAUCUCGUCAUGGGUUGAUGAAUGGGCAUGCAGGAUCAUUAGAAUUAACUAAACUCUCCAAUCUUCUGCAGGUUGAAAACAAGAGACAGAAGGUCAUAUCGGGUGAUGAUGAUUUGCCAAGGAGGGAUGAUAUUGGAGAAAGGCGGAGGAAACAUGAGCUUCAAGUAUUGGCUGGAGCUGGAGUUAAGUCAGAGGAUGAUCUCGGUGACGAAGAUGGGAAUCUUGAGGCUAAUGGAGGUGCUGACUCUGAGGAAAGUGAAUCUGAAGAGUCAGCCGAUGAGUUUUAUAAGCAAGUGAAGCAGCAACGAGCUGCAAAACUCGCCACCAAAGCAGAGAUGUAUACAAGGGAUCUGGCAAUUCCAUCUUUGCCUGAGACAGUUGAUGGAAAGCGCCACAUCACUUAUCAGAUGGAGAAAAAUAGAGGAUUGACCCGUAAUCGGAAGAAACAAACGAAAAAUCCAAGGAAGAAGUACCGGAGUAAGCAUGAGAAGGCAGUGGUCCGACGAAAAGGGCAAGUUCGGGAAAUCAGGAAGCCAUCCGGACCUUAUGGUGGGGAAGCAUCUGGUAUUAAUGCAGGAAUCAGUCGAAGCAUAAGAUUCAAGAGCUAAAUGCUACUACUUUGGAUGAAAAUCUGUCGUGCGGACCUUGGAGCAACCUGCCGGUGAUUUGGGUGACAGGAGUAUAUAUACAUAGUCGAGCUUCUACAGUUGCACAAGCAUCAGUUGGAGUCUAACGGGGAUGUAAGGGGACGAGUUAGGAGCCCUGGCAGAUACGUAUUGCCCAUCAGUGGCAGGCCAUUUUUGUUAGUAUUGGAAGACUGGAGUUUCACUUGAGUAGAGAUUGCUUUCCAUGUGGAAGGCCUUGUAUUAUUAGCAAGAAAUCUUGUUGGAAUUUGGUUAUUAAAGAUUGUAACUUUUUUUGGGCUUCAAAGAUUGUGACUUCAUCCUCUCUUUUUUCCUAUUUCUUUGUAAGGAGCCGAUUCCGUAUGUUCAGUUUUAACUCCCCGCCCAAGGGGUUUUUCUCUUCA
This is a messenger RNA of Eucalyptus grandis, 2737 nucleotides long. RefSeq names its product something about silencing protein 10. Gene Ontology annotation, cellular component: nucleolus; small-subunit processome. Gene Ontology annotation, biological process: maturation of SSU-rRNA from tricistronic rRNA transcript (SSU-rRNA, 5.8S rRNA, LSU-rRNA). The record is from RefSeq and is a predicted model, not a curated record. The transcript is spliced from 18 exons. The coding region runs from base 291 to 2318 and encodes 675 amino acids. Lineage: Eukaryota; Viridiplantae; Streptophyta; Magnoliopsida; Myrtales; Myrtaceae.